CACACAGCUGGGCCCAGCCUUGGCUGACUUCUCUCUGCCUAGGGAACCCCCGGGACCUUGUUCUUAUUCCCCAAGAUCAAGGCGGCAAUUGCCUCUGUCCACAAUGAAUGUCGUCCUCUCCAGGGACAGUCAGGUGAAGGCCAUGGAGAACACUGUGACCAAUGCUGAGAGGUAUUUCGGUCAGUUCUGCUCACUGCUGGCCUCCUACACGCGCAAGACAGCCCGGCUGCGUGACAAGGCUGACCAGCUGGUGAAGCAGCUCAUGGAUUUUGCCAACACUGAGAACCCAGAGCUUCGGGCUACCAUGCGAGACUUUGCCGAGGACCUGGCCAAAGUGCAGGAUUACCGGCAGGCAGAGGUGGAGAGGCUGGAGGCCAAGGUCAUCAGCCCCCUGAAGCUCUAUGGAGCCCAGAUAAAGCAGACCCAGGCAGAUAUCAAGAAAUGUAAACGUGUCCAAAAUAAUGAGAUCAAACAACUGGAAAAGCUGGAGAAAUUAAGGCAGAAGUCGCCCUCAGAUCGACAAAUGAUUUCCCAGGCGGAGACCAGCGCGCAGAGGGCCUCUGUGGACACCAACCGCUCUACCCACCACCUGGCAGAGACAGUGGACGCCUUCCAGGAGCAGAAGCUGAAGGACCUCCGGAGAAUCUUCUCUGACUUUGUGACCAUCGAGAUGGUCUUCCACGCAAAGGCAGUGGAGGUGUAUUCCAGCGCUUUCAGGACCCUGGAGAGCUACGACCUGGAGCGAGACCUGCAGGACUUCAGGGCCAAGAUGCAUGGAAUUUAUGGGCACGGUGAAGCUCGGCCACCCACAGAAACCAGCCCCUCUCCAUCUGUCCCUUGGCCUCUGGUCAGCCAGAGUGUUCAGAGUACCAUGGCACACCAAGGAAAAGAUGAGGAGGAGAGCGAGGCAGACUCUGUGGAGGAGAUCCCCCUGGAGGACCUCAGGGGACAGCAGCAGGGAGGCCAUGACUAGGAAGAGGAUCCAGCGGCAGGUGGAAGGCCUCAGCUGGCCUGGACCCUGGUGGGCUCUGCUUGUGUCCUCAGGUCAGGGAUCCCCGUAGUCUCACUUCCCUUAUCGGCACAGCAGGCUGCUCUGCGGACUCCUACUCCUGGUGUCAGUGAGAGACAUGUGACUCUCGGUAGCAUCCUUGCUUUGCCUGUUUCCUGCCUUCAUCUGGGGACAGGAGUCUCCACACUUGCGUUAUGCUAAAGAGUGGUGGAUUAGUUUUGGGGGUCAAGUACCACCAACUGGGAGGCUAAAGCAGCAGAAGCAUAGACCUCCUUGCCCAGAAUCUGCCAUCCACAUCAGGUGUUGUGGGUAGGUACAGGCAGCCUAGGCCUAUGUCCAGCUUCUGGCUUGUACAGCCUGUUCCUAUGGCUAUGAUGCCGAAUGUCUGCUUUUGAUUCUACACAGUGUUCUUCCUGAGUGCAUCUAAGUCUGUACCCAAAUGCCCCUUUCUGUAAGCUCAGGGUCCCUGCUGUGGUUGCCUUCGAACCCCUGCACAAGGACCAUUUGCAGGCUCUGCACCCCAGGACUUGAUUCUUCAAUACAUGAACUUGGCAGACAGGCACAGAUCUCAGCCAUUACACAGACAUGGCAUGAUCUAUACAGUGGCCACGGGGCCAUGAACACACAGAGGUUCACAGUGGGGGUAGGUAGAGGGUGGGUGGGCACCUCCAGGAGCAUGUGUAGGGUGAUCCCUGAGCACACUCUUCAGGGGAGCUGUUCCCUAGGAAGAAUGAGGCCAUCAUGAGCAUGAAAGGUCCUAAAUUUGAAACAAUGUACUCAUGGGUGAGUUCCACAGACAACUUGGGUGAGCCCAGGCUUGAUCACCCCCUAGGCAUCAGGGUGCCCCUGGCCCUGCCUCCUCUCUAAGCCAAAACACUCCCACGUGGGAGACCCCAAUUUGGCCCCACAUGACAGGUGGCGAUCAGGUACCCCACAUGUCCAAGUAGCAGGCCACACUCUGUCCUCAGGCAAACUCUAGCCCAGCUUCCGGGUCUAGAGGGGGGUGGGGCUAUCUAUUUCUGCAAAGCUCGUGACGUGACUAUGUAUUCUGCGAAGUCCUCACAGAUAUGUGAAAACAAGUUAAUAUGACUUCUUUUUUCAAAGAUAAUUUAUUUCAGCUUUCACCUCCUGACAAGUCAAGGUACUAUAUAUAUGGAUAGGUACACUUUUUUUUUUCUUCACAGGAAACAGCCCUGCCUGAGAUCCUCAACCUCAUAACUUUCUCAACCUUAAUUUUAGAACAUGACCUGGCAGGGCACCAAGUUGUGUAACUAACAUAUAAAACACAGCAUCACUGGGGGGCUUCUGGCAAAAAAUGGGUAUGGAACCCUAAGAGAGAACAGACCGCACAGGCGGAGUCCCCACAGGAACUGCACUGGGAACCGGGUAUGGCAAGGCAGCCGACGGUCCAAGUCCUCACAUAUGCUCCAUGGGGAUACAUGGCUGCUGUCUGAGACUAGUGUCUCCCAACAGUCAAAUGUCCAACUCAUCCCUCUCAGGGAUCCCCAUUCUGAAUGAAGUGACGGUUUCAGGCUACUGACCAGCGUUCUUCUCCCCAGCUGACCCUAUGCUAGCGCCUCUUGCAAGCAUGGCGGUGAGCCAACCUUUCUCCCCCACCCCAGGCAGGGUCUCUUUCCUCCUUUCCAUGAACAUAGCCAUCAUCUAGCAGUAAGGGCUCCUCAGCUCAGGAGCCAAGCCAAGGCAAUCCAUGGGCAGGGGUCCUUUCUGGAUAAAGUUCUCUCUCUGAAGUUGAGCAGAGCUUGUAACUGAACUCAUACCACUUCCCAUCAGAGCCUGGAGUCUACAGUGAAGCUGGUCCCCCAAAGCACCAACUUCCUGAGGAGCCCCAUGAACACAGCCCAACUUGGGGUGGUGCUCCCAGCUCUGUUUUUCAAAGCUCAGACUAACUACCAGAGGGACAUUUGCAUAAGCUUCCCUGUCACCCUGCAGCAGGGCAAACUGGCCCACAUCACUCUCUGGACCCCAUCCCUCUCCAGGAGCAGGUGGCAUGCUGAGCCAGAGUCUCCAGGGGAACUGCAGUACAGAAUGGAGGCCCUGCAGGAGCCUGCCAUGGAAGGUGGCCUUAGUAGGGGUAUGUUCACCACAUGUGAGCAGUCUGGAAAAGACGGGUCCGCUCAUUUUCUGACCUAAUAGUGUACUCCCUGAAGGGGUGGAGCACAGGAACCCAGCAGCAAGAGGCCUGUCCAGUCAAUGAGGCCCAUUCCGUGGGCAUCUACCGGCAGCUUCUCAAGCUAAACAAACCUGAGACUGUGGCUGUGAGGAUGGAUCUGAAGGAAGAUGGGAGGUGUGGGGGCAGGAGCCUGGAACCCAGGAACCACUGUUUCCCCGAGGCUUUAGGCUCAGAGCCACCUCCUAGAGGCCCUUCCUAUGUGUUCCACACAAGAAUCCUCUAGUUUUGGAGUCUUCUGGCUGUCCAACUGCAGUCUGGGAACCGGGAUAAAGCUGUUCCAGCUGUGCAGA
Myodes glareolus (Bank vole) is the source of this 3490-nucleotide messenger RNA. RefSeq names its product CBY1 interacting BAR domain containing 2 (gene Cibar2). The record is from RefSeq and is a predicted model, not a curated record. Lineage: Eukaryota; Metazoa; Chordata; Mammalia; Rodentia; Cricetidae. Gene Ontology annotation, cellular component: ciliary transition zone; ciliary basal body. Gene Ontology annotation, biological process: cilium assembly.